Messenger RNA from Corylus avellana, 996 nucleotides. NCBI's taxonomy places the organism in Eukaryota, Viridiplantae, Streptophyta, Magnoliopsida, Fagales, Betulaceae. The record is from RefSeq and is a predicted model, not a curated record.
AUGGGUAGUGUCGCCGGUGGUUCUGUCGCCGGCCGGUUCUGCAUCGGUGGCAUCUGCGUCGGUGUAUUUUUAUGGAGGGCCUGUAAAAACAUUCUUCCUACUAAGGAAAAUCUUAGAAGAAGAGGGUUUAUUGAUGAGGAUCGAUGCAUUCUCUGCUGCAGUGAGAAAGAAACGGUCCAUCACAUUCUUUGGGCUUGCCCUUCAGCUCAAGAUGUAUGGGGAGCCAGUAGCUGUAAGCUCCAAAAAUGUGCAAGGAGUUAUAGUGAUUUUAAGGAUUUUUUUGAGGAGCUGUCGGUCCAGUUGUCUGGGAAAGAUCUAAAUCUGUUAGCUCUAACAUUACGAGGAAUUUGGAGGCGGCGGAAUUUAGUUGUGCAUGGGGGUGACUUUACCCACCCAAGUAUCAUAGCUGAUACAGCUUGGGAGGGCCUUUUGCAAUUCACACAGGCAAAUGAAAAGGAGCUGAACCAGGCCGACGAAGGGAGAGGAGGAACGGGCAUGAAAUGGCAGGCACCUCCGUCUGGUUUCUACAAAGUUAAUUGGGACAUUGCAAUCUCCACUGGAAGGAAAUGUAUGGGAAUCGGUGUGAUUAUUCGAGAUGCAGCUGGUCGAGUUCUAGCGGCCCAAAGUAAAUCCUUCAUGGCUGUCUAUGAUCCAGCUACAGGAGAAGCUUUGGCCGCCUUGCAUGCAGAAGGACUAUGCAGGGACCUAGGUUUCUAUGAUAUUAUUUUUGAAGGGGAUUCACUGUCUAUGGUGAAGGCAAUCGGAGAGAGAGAUCCAAAUUGGCUCCGGUAUGGGCAUAUCGUGGAGGAUAUAAAGACAGUGCUAAGAACUCUUCGACAAUGGAAGAUUUGCCAUGCCAAGCGAGAAGCAAAUAUAGCAGCACAUGGACUGGCGAAGGAGGCGACAAUGUUUAUUAUGGAUAAUAUUUGGAUUGAGGAGAUUCCGAUUUGUAUCUCAAAUAUUGUUCAUUUAGAGUGUAAUGAUCUCUCUUUAUAG